CAGAGCAUCCAGCAAAGUAUACUUAAAAUCCAGUGGGGGAUCGGAGACUUAUUUCGUUCAGUACAAGACAGUACGUGCAUGCCGUUCGUUGUCACUGUAGACUUGUAGAGCUACCUAUAGCUUGCUUUGCUUGCUCGGAAUUGAAUCGAUAGAGAUGGGGAGGGUGCACCCUUGCUGCUCCGAGGAGAAGAAGGUGAGGAAGGGCCUGUGGUCGCCGGAGGAGGACGAGAGGCUCGCCUCCCACAUCGCCCGCUUCGGCGUCAGCUGCUGGAGCUCCAUCCCCGAACUUGCAGGCUUGCAGAGGUGCGGCAAGAGCUGCCGGCUGCGGUGGAUGAACUACCUGCGGCCGGACCUCAAGCGGGGCCGCUUCUCCCAGCACGAAGAGGACCUCAUCAUUUCUCUCCACAAAGCACUUGGCAACAGCUGGUCCCAAAUCGCGGCGAGGCUCCCGGGGAGAUCGGACAACGAGAUCAAGAACUUCUGGAACGCGCGGCUGCGCAAGAAGCUCCGGCAAAAGGAGGCGUCGACGUCGUCCACGGCAGUGAGCAAAGAACCCGCUGCGAGACGCAACCAGCCCAACGCCAACGCCGAAGUCGACGACCGGUCAAAACCGGCGCCGUCGGUGUUCACCCCCUUCGUCCCGGACCACGUCGCCGCCGCCGCGGGCGCUUCUGGCGCGAGCAGCUGUGACGAUUCCUCUGCUGCCGGAAGCUUCUUUGCUGACCCAGCCGCGGCGACAUGUGCCGCUGUUCAUCUCGCGGACGGCGCAGCCGAUGACCGGAAUGCCGCGGCCGCCGAGUCGGGGGUGACGCCGACGCCGUCGCUGACGACGAGCACGAGCGCGUGCACUGACGACGCGCGGGGCAGCUGCGAUGACGGAUUCUUUCGGGCGAUGGUCGACGACCCCAGCUUCCUGUUUGGAGAUUUCUACCUCGAUGGCGACGCCGGUCACCAUGGACAGAUCAUGAGCUUCUGGGAAGGCCAUGCGUUCAGUUGAUUUGUUUAAUUUCUUCUUGCUGCGGUGAUAUUUGGGGCAACACAAAGUUACGACUUCGAUCAUUUCAUUGUUGUGUAAGCGUAUGCAUGCGGAAUCAAAUGUGAAAGUUCAAAUGGAAUAAAAAGGACGAAUCUGUA
Sorghum bicolor (sorghum) is the source of this 1134-nucleotide messenger RNA. Its product is annotated as myb-related protein 308. The record is from RefSeq and is a predicted model, not a curated record. NCBI's taxonomy places the organism in Eukaryota, Viridiplantae, Streptophyta, Magnoliopsida, Poales, Poaceae. The transcript is spliced from 3 exons. Gene Ontology annotation, biological process: regulation of stomatal movement. The coding region runs from base 155 to 997 and encodes 280 amino acids.